GAGGAGCGCGGCACGCUGCCCAGCGCUGCUCCUCGCCAGGGAUCUGUCUGAAGUGGGACCCUUUGCUGUGUGUCUCAGGUUAGGGUUUGUCCCUUAGGACAGCGGGUUUCUGAUUCUGCCUGGGUGCUGCCGCUCAUUGACAGAAGAGCUGGCUCGGGGAGUAUCUCUACUUGUCACAAAACCACCUCGGGAUCCGGGGAUUUCUUCCUGCGGCUGGGGGUUUGCCUCGUAGGCUGGCGUUAUUUGAUUCUUCUCCCUCUCCAUCAACUAAUGAUCAGAUGAAGCUACAGAUGACAUGACCAAAGUCAAAACAAUGCAUGAACUGAUGAGAAACAGCACUCAGAACGUUAGCUGCUUCGUUGCUGGAAAUCCUAAGUGCAACUUUACUACCAAGAGACCCUGAUGUUAUGUGAUCACUGAGCACAGUUGGCAAGAAUGGAAAACCAAAGGAAAACCAAAACUAGCUGCGUCUCAUAAAUAAAAGAUUUCAAGAUUCAGCUGAAUCAAAAAAUUAUUCCAGCCAUGGGAGAAAAUGCAAGUUUUUGGGAAAGUCUGAUAUAUGCACACCCUACGUGUACCACCUGGAAGCAAGAGGCAGAGGGAUCUAUCUACCACCUAGCCAGUAUUUUCUUUGUCGUGGGCUUCAUGGGUGGAAGUGGAUUCUUUGGGCUCCUCUACGUCUUCAGUUUGCUUGGACUGGGCUUUCUCUGCUCUUCUGUUUGGGCUUGGCUGGAUGUGUGUGCUGCUGAUAUAUUCUCCUGGAAUUUUGUACUGUUUGCUAUAUGCUUCGUCCAGUUCGUUUAUGUUACCUACCAAGUCCGGAGUGUUGCCUUUGACAGGGAAUUCCAGGAACUCUACAGUGCUCUCUUCCAGCCUCUGGGAAUUUCCUUGACUGUGUACAGGAAGAUUGUCUUGUGCUGCGAUGCAGAAGUGGUUAGCCUGGAGAAGGAGCACUGUUACGCCAUGCAGGGCAAAACACCUAUUGACAAACUGUCCUUGCUCGUGUCAGGCAGGAUCAGAGUGACAGUUGAUGGGGAGUUUCUGCAUUAUAUUUUUCCUCUUCAAUUUCUGGACUCUCCUGAAUGGGAUUCACUGAGGCCCACAGAAGAGGGAAUUUUCCAGGUGACACUCACAGCAGAGACAGAUUGUCGGUACGUGGCCUGGAGGAGAAAGAAGCUCUACCUGCUGUUCGCUAAACACCGCUUCAUCUCCCGCCUCUUCUCGAUUCUGAUCGGGAGCGACAUCGCCGAGAAACUGUACGCCCUGAACGACAGGGUGCACGUGGGGCAAGGCUUCAGGUACGACAUCCGCCUGCCCAACUUCUACCACGUGGCGCUGCCGGAGCCGCCUCCGGUGCCGCCGCCGCCCCGCUCGCACCGCCUGCAGCGGGGCUCGCCCCGCCGCCAGCCCGCGGCGCUCAGCAACUGCGGCCCCCAACUCGCUCCCUCCUAGGCAGGGAAAGCCUGCUGCAGCCAUUCCUCAGAGCGCCGGAGGGAAAUGGAAGGUGGCGGAGCAGAAGAGCGGAGAGAGGAAAGCAGAUGAAGCCAAAUUUGACUGACAAGUGCCAUUAACUGGAAUAGGUUGCGUUCUCUCAAGCCAGCAGGUUGGCUUCUGCAUUUUGACUGUCCGUGCAAUAUGUUUACUUUCUUUUGAUACUCCUUCAUCUCUUUUGUUUGGGAGGAGAGCAAAUCAUAACAGUAUGAGGUCUCAUUGCAAUUGUGGUGGCCUCUGUAGUGGCGUGUUGGCUUUUUUUAAUUUUGUUGUUGAUUUUUGGUCUUUAUUUUUAAAGCAAGCCCAUUGUAAUUAUAUUUUCCUCAAAAAUUUUUAUCACAAUGAAGUAUAGUCAGAAUAGUCAAUGAAAACAACUAAGUUGUCUUCAAAAUAUACCAACUGGCUUCUAAUGUUCUUUUUUAUGCCAUGUGAAAGUUCUGUCAAUUUACAUGAAUAAUGUUGCAGAAAAAAGACUAAGGAACGAUCGCAUUGGGUUUGUUUCUUAAAGAAAUAAAAGAUUUUGAAAUGCACAGCAAGAUUGUUAAAAACCAAACCAAACAAAACAAAACAACAAAUUCUGUCCCAUGAGUAACUGGUUUCUCUCCGACUGUCCUUAAGAGGUAAUACAUGAAAACAAACAUAGGUGUCAUUGCUGGCAUUAGAAAAAUAGAAGAGCUGUAACUGCUGGAAAUACAACGUAGGGAAAUGGUGGUGUAGCAUUUCUGAUAGAAUGCAAUGCUAUAGGACCUGGGCUACUGCAGUGUCAGUGCCCUUUGUGACAUGUACAAUAAAUAAUGUUAAUCAAUCUACUGCCAAACCAUUGGAGUUUGUUUUAUAAUAUUCCUUUCAGCUAUGUUUGUCGGGAAGAGACUAAAACAGCUGCAGCAAUAAAUACAAUUUUUAACUGACACAUUCUUGUUUAGCUUCCAGAGUCACUUUUCUGUGCCUAUGAAAUUCUUUAUUCAAAAGAUGUUCUCUCCCUAAUUCCAUGGUGUUUUAAUGACAUUAGGGAGCCUCAGAUUGCACUUCAGUAGGAGAGAGUUCAUUCCGACCCUCGGGGUCACUGUGCCUUUGAAGAGAAGUGUCCAAAUGUCUUUGCUAACUCACCUUCCUGCUGCUCUGCCUGAUGCCUGCCAGUAAUCAAAAAGUAAGAAGCAUUACUAUUUUAUGAGAGUGGAUUGCUGCUUGAUAUGUCUGGAAGUAGAUAAUACUUUUGAUAUUUUAAAAUUGCUGGCUUGUUUGGUAGGACAACCCCUGUGUGCUUCUCUGUGUGUGGGUGUACGUCUAAGUUCAGAUCUUGUGAGUUGUUUCUGGAGGACAUAAAAUGAUGCUACGAUCUUACACUUGAAGGAUAAUCAUGCAGUCUGUAUAAAAAAGCUAUUAGGAGUGAUGUGAAACACUACCUGUUUGAAGGACAUUUCGUGUAGAGCAGAUAAGAUUGUACAAGCUUUGCUUUUUUAGGUUUAUGUUGCUUCCUCAGAGAGGAAAACCAGCCAAACAUAAAUACCCCAGCAUGCAAUGUGAUAAUGCCCAAAUCAUUCUCACAACCCUUCCAGGCAGUGUAUUCUGUAUGUACUGCUUAAUGCAUGAAGUCCCUGAGUCACAGAGCUACUUUGUCUUGGCUGAAAGAGAAUUGGAAAAAAUGCAAACAGUUCACUGAUGGCUUUUAAUGACCUGUUCGGAUGAUCUCUAAGGCACAAAGUGCCAGAGGCUGGCAGCAUGUUGUAAGGAUGUACAUUUGUGUAACAGUCUGCAAACAUAAAAAUAUUUUAAAUG
This is a messenger RNA of Serinus canaria (Common canary), 3267 nucleotides long. RefSeq names its product popeye domain containing 3 (gene POPDC3). The transcript is spliced from 4 exons. NCBI's taxonomy places the organism in Eukaryota, Metazoa, Chordata, Aves, Passeriformes, Fringillidae. Gene Ontology annotation, cellular component: sarcolemma. The coding region runs from base 523 to 1452 and encodes 309 amino acids. Gene Ontology annotation, molecular function: cAMP binding. The record is from RefSeq and is a predicted model, not a curated record.